AUGGAGGAAGGAGGUUUAGGCAUAAGGAUAUUGGAGAUUAUUAAUAAGGCUUUGUUAAUGAAGCUUGUAUGGAAAAUACAGAAUUCUGAAGCUGAAUGGGCCAAGUUUAUGAGAGAUAAAUUUACUACAAUAGCAGGUACUUUUACUUCAAUAUCAAUAUGGAGGGAUGCUUGGAUCAAAGAAAAGCCUUUGGUUGAAAUUUUUGAUGAGGAUGAAUAUAUGCUACAAAAUAUAGACAUGAAAGUGGCUGAUUUGAUUGUCAAUGGGAAAUGGCUUAUACCUUUCAGCCUUUUAAAAUAUUUUCAAGAGGAGGAAUUGCCAAUCAUUUCAAGACAAAAAGAUACAAGAAUGUGGACUGGUACUAUGUUAGGAAAAUUUAUUGUGUCAUUAGCUGUUGAAGUUCUUGGUUUUGAAGCUGGAAGACCCUACACAGUCAGGAAAAAUACUAUGAUCUGUUGGUAUGCUAUGUUUAAUGGAAAAGUGCUUGGUUUUGAAGCUGGAAAACCUUACGCAGCCAGGGUAAAUACUAUGAUCUGCUGCAUCAUUCUAUGCCUAUUAUCCUCUCAUGGAUGCCAUGAAGAGGAAAGAAAGGCUCUGCUAAACUUUAAGUCAUCUUUGGACGACCCAUCAGGUCGAUUGUCUUCGUGGCAAGAUAUCUUCCAGCAUCGAAACUGCUGUGAAUGGAGAGGAAUCGGAUGUUCAAGAGAGUCUCUUCAUGUGGUUUCCAUCGAUCUUCGGAACACCAAGCUUGAAGAUUAUAUCAAUGAAUUUAGUUACAGAGAUGGUGAUCCACCAAGUACUGCACUGCAAGGUAAAUUGUCUCCUUCCCUACUCCGCAUUAAUCAUCUGGAGUAUCUAGAUCUUUCCUUCAAUGACUUUCAGCAAUCAGAAAUUCCAUUUCGGUUUUCUGAUCUAACUAAACUCGCCCAUCUUGAUCUCACAUUCACAAACUUUACAACAUCAAUUUCGGCACAUUUCAGCAACGUAUCAUCUUUACAAUACCUUGAUCUUUCUUGCCCACCAAUCGAAUAUUUUUUCCAUUCCUCUUGCUUAGAAUCACCAUCUACAAAAUGGUUGAGAGGUUUAGUUAAUCUCCAUGUGUUAAAGUUGAGUGGAAUUGAUCUCUUUGAGGCAACAUCUUCUAAGGAUACUUUUUCCGAAGAUGUUUCAUAUCUUUCCAAUCUUAGAUAUCUUGAUAUCUCUGUUUGCGAUAUAUCUAGUCCAAUUUUACCAAUCUUCCAGUUUCAAAAUCUUUCCCAUCUUUCCACUCUCUAUCUGAGUAGCAAUGAUAUCAACUCCGCAAUCCCAAUACAGUUGGCUAAUUUAACUUCACUUUCUGUUCUUGAUUUAUCUGUUUGUAGUUUACAUGGUUCACUUCCUUAUCUUCCUCAACUUAAAGAACUUGAUGUGAGUGAUAACGAUGAUCUUCACACUGAUCUAACAAGGAUGUUUGAAUAUCGUUGGCCUAAACUGCAAAUACUUGAUAUAUCCGCUACUGAAAUGACGGGACCAAUUCCAAGCUCAAUAUCUAAUGCACCGCAAUUAGUCUCUCUUUCUGCCGCAUGGUGUUCAAUUCAAGGAUCUUUACCUUUUUCAAUCUACAAUCUUUCUCGGCUGCAGCGCCUAGACCUUGACGACAGCAAAAUAACAAGUUAUAUCCAUUCUUCGAUCUCGAAUCUCAAAGAACUAAACUAUCUCGAUUUGUCUUUCAAUAAUUUCCAAGGACCCAUACCGGAAUCCAUCUGUAAGAUUGUAACUCUUCAAUAUCUUGAUUUAGGGUCUAAUAAUAUAACAGGAACCAUACCAAGUUGCAUCACAAAGCUCCAAAACCUUGGUUCCUUUGAUGUUUCCAAAAACUCAAUCACGGGAACAGUUUCACUGAUUUCUUUGAUCGAUGAGCUAAGCCUAACUACAUUAGACCUGAGUUCUAACAAUUUAACUGUGGUUACAGAUCAGCACCUAUAUCCAACUAAAUUUAAACUAAGGAGUUUAAGGCUGGAAGCACUGAAUAUGCAAGGAUUUAUCCCUACUUCCAUUUGUAACUUGACUCGUUUGAAGUAUUUGGGUCUGUCCUCUAAUAACCUCACAGGAGCAAUCCCUUCUUGCAUCUCUAAACUCAAAAAUCUCAAUAUCUUAGAUUUGUCUAAGAACAGGCUUUCUGGUCAUCUGCCUCCAGUACCUCCAAGUGUCAACAAUCUUUAUUUAUCAAAUAACGAACUAUCAGGUUCAAUUCCUUCUUCGAUAUGUUCGCAAAAACCAAGAAACACUAAAUGGGAUCUCAUAAUUCCUAUUCUUAUUUUUCAAGAUGAUCUCAUAAUUAACCUCUCCCGCAAUAAAUUAUCUGGCAUCGUACCUUAUAGUAUAGGGUACUGCACAAAUCUUAUUAUUCUAGACAUCAGCAACAACAAUCUUACUGGAAACGUUCCUAAUGAGCUUCAACACACAAAUCUGAUAUACCUUGCAUUAAGUGACAACAAUCUUAAUGGUCCGUUUCCUAUGUUGAUCCGAAGUUUGUUGUAUUUGAGAGUUCUCAACUUACGAAACAACAAAUUUGAAGGAAAUAUACCCGUUGGUCUUGGUUCACUCGAACGCCUUGCGAUUCUUUCUUUGAGGUCAAACAGAUUUAAUGGGUCCAUUCCUAACGACAUCAUCCAUUUGCAAGAACUUCGAAUACUAGACUUAUCGUUAAACGAUUUCUCGGGUCCAAUUCCAUUAAAACUAGGAAACUUGACGACCCUAACAAGUAAACUUUUUAUAAGCACUGAUGGGAUCACUGUGCCAUUAUCGUUGGAUUUAUAUCAAAGUUACACUAUGCAAUAUCAAGUGUCUAUAAAAGGCACCAUGGCCCAAUUUGAGAUGUCCGAUAUAUACAGUUUAGGAAUCGAUUUGUCGUGUAACUUUCUUACUGGAAACAUUCCACAAGAGAUAGGGUUACUAGAAGGACUUGCUAUGCUUAAUCUGUCCCAUAAUCUUCUCUCUGGAAAUAUCCCAUCGAGUGUUGGAAAUAUGUCAAGUUUAGAAUCUUUGGAUUUAAGUUGUAACCGAUUAUCUGGACAUAUCCCACAAUCUUUGACAUCAAUCGACUCCCUUGGGUUCCUAAACUUAUCUAAUAAUAAUUUUACCGGUCGGAUUCCAAGAGCAAGUCACUUUGAUACAUUGAGUGUGGAUGGUUAUGCUUUUGUCGGGAAUGAUUUAUUGUGUGGAUUUCCUUUGGAGAAAGUUUGUGACCGUGAGAGUAACGUUGAUAUUGGCGAUACCAGUCCUUCAAGUAAAGUUGAGGAAGACGAUCAAGACGAAGGGAAAGAGAAGUUGUUGUUAUAUGCUAUUGUUGCCUUGGGGUGUGCAGUUGGAUUUUGGGGUUUGUUCUUUGUUUUACUUCUAAAUAAACAGAAUUGGUGGUUUCCAUAUUGGAGAAAUAUUGAUUUACUUGCAGUUAAUAUAGUAGAAAGAUGUAUUCGGUAG
Messenger RNA from Papaver somniferum (opium poppy), 3462 nucleotides. Its product is annotated as receptor-like protein EIX2. Bases 1 to 3462 code for a protein of 1153 amino acids. The transcript is spliced from 5 exons. Gene Ontology annotation, molecular function: receptor serine/threonine kinase binding. Lineage: Eukaryota; Viridiplantae; Streptophyta; Magnoliopsida; Ranunculales; Papaveraceae. The record is from RefSeq and is a predicted model, not a curated record.